This is a messenger RNA of Uranotaenia lowii, 919 nucleotides long. RefSeq lists its product as uncharacterized. NCBI's taxonomy places the organism in Eukaryota, Metazoa, Arthropoda, Insecta, Diptera, Culicidae. The coding region runs from base 24 to 455 and encodes 143 amino acids. The transcript has 2 exons. The record is from RefSeq and is a predicted model, not a curated record.
CCCACUGGUUAUACUUCAUCAUAAUGGCAAAACUGAUAGUGCUCGCAACACUACUACUAAUUGGAAUAAACGGAUGGUCGUUGGAAGGAAGAAGUUCUCAGGUGUCAGCACUAAGCAUCGGUUACGAACUUAUAGCUGCCAUGUUGGAUACUCUUAAUGCGAAUGUGCAAAAGGCUAACGAAUUAUCCGAAGAACAGUUCAAGGUGUUGAAGGAAGAGCUCGCGAGUAUACGGGAAACUGUCCGGAGCAUCGAAUCUCGAACGAAGGAAAGCUCCUCCGGACAAACAGACAGUAAUGCAGAUAAUCGGCGAACAGUGCAGAGCACCGAAGCUCGGACGGAGGAAAAUUCUGUGACGACGCAACGUAUAACACUCGCAAAUCUUAGUGAAAAUAUAGACAAAGCAACAAAAAACGCAUUUUAUGAAACGAUAAUAAGCUAUUGGAAGAAUAAUUGAAAGGUUUCAGAUUGAUUGAAUGCAAAAAAUUCUGAAAACAAAAAAAAAAUAAUCCAACUAUUUUGGUAAAACAGUUUUGUCUCAGUUCUUCUGUAAAUUUGUAGACUUAAAAAAAUCGAAAUAAAAUCUGCUAGGAUUCAGAAAACAAAAUUGCCAAACUGUUUACAAAAUGUUAAAUAAAAUCGUUAAGUUUAUUAACAGAAUCAUAUUUUUUAAGCAAUGCAUAAGCAGCUCUGAAUUCUAAAAUGAAAAUUUUUGUAAAUCUGUUUUUAAGUGACUCUCAACUUGUCUAAUAGCAAACAACGAUAUAUCGUCCUUUAGUACAGUAACAACGCUUCACGUAAAUCAAGCAAGAAUUGUGAAAAUCCAGGUGAACUUAAUUCUUCCUUUGCAUCUAAGUGUCACAUUUUCUUCUUAACAAUGAUGAAUGUUGUGCAUUUUUAGUUUAUAAUUCGGAAUUCGUG